Molecule: messenger RNA, 1031 nt
Organism: Carassius auratus (goldfish)
Lineage: Eukaryota; Metazoa; Chordata; Actinopteri; Cypriniformes; Cyprinidae
Product: transmembrane emp24 domain-containing protein 1-like
Exons: 4
Coding region: 125-790 (221 amino acids)
Source: RefSeq, a predicted model, not a curated record
CUCUGAUUGGCUGAGCGCCGCAGCGAAAGUUGAGCUACGGAAGCGGAACACGUCCGUCGCUGGACGGAGGCGUUUAACGGAGUUACACACGCCGUUCAAAGAGGCUCUUUCUGCGCGUUACAGCAUGGAUGGCGUGUCUCUGCUGGGAUGCGUCGCGUUGUUUGUGUUCUCCGUCAGCGCGUUCAGUCCCGCGGACAGCGAGUUCACGUUCCUGCUGCCAGCUGCCAGUAAAGAGUGCUUCUACCAGAGCACCGUUCAGAACGGCAGCUUCGAGGUCGAGUACCAGGUGAUCGCUGGAGCAGGUAUGGAUGUGGAUUUCUCCAUCCUCUCUCCUCAGGGGAUCCACCUGGUGUCGGAGUUUCGUCGCUCGGACGGCGUUCACAUGGUGGAGCCCACGGAGGCGGGAGACUAUCAGAUCUGCUUCGACAACAGCUUCAGCAGGUUCUCUGAGAAGAUGGUCUUCUUCGAGGUCAUCCUGGACAGCUCAGCCAAUGACGCGGGGGCAGAUGAUGAGUGGGCGGGGCUUGGGGAGCCAGAGAACCUAUUAGAGUACAAGCUGGAGGACAUAAAGGAGUCGAUGGAGACGGUUCACCGGCGGCUGGAGCGCAGUCGUCAGAUGCAGACGGUCCUGAGGGCCUUCGAGGCGCGUGACAGGAACCUGCUGGAGGAUAACCUGUGGCGGGUCUCCUUCUGGUCCUGUGUGAACCUGUUGGUGAUGCUGAGCGUGGCUCUGACGCAGGUGUACACCGUCCGCCGGCUGUUCGACGACAGGAGGAGAGUCUGCUCCUGAGACCAGAUGAUGAGAGACUGCUGAAGAACGCUUCAUCUGGUGCGAGGAUGCAGGACUUCACCUGUCUGUCCGAUUCAUGUUGCCUGAAUGUUCAUAGUCUUGUCUUUUUUUAGUCCUGUGAGAUGAUGCUGUUUUGGGAAAAUGUGCUGUUAUCGUCAACAAAGGCAAUCUUCGGUACAGCUGUGGGCUUUUUUAAAAGAGUUUUACACAUUAAAUCUAAUAAAAGGGGUGUAUGUUUGUA